Emys orbicularis (European pond turtle) is the source of this 2619-nucleotide messenger RNA. RefSeq names its product centrosomal protein 97 (gene CEP97). Lineage: Eukaryota; Metazoa; Chordata; Testudines; Emydidae. Gene Ontology annotation, molecular function: protein binding. The coding region runs from base 1 to 2619 and encodes 872 amino acids. The record is from RefSeq and is a predicted model, not a curated record. The transcript has 11 exons.
AUGGCGGCGGCAAGGAGCGAGGCGGCUCCGUUGGCUCUGGGAGCCAGGGAAGGUUCAGUAGUUAAUUGGUCAGGCCAGGGGUUGCAAAAGUUGGAUCCAACAUUACCCUGUGAUGCUGACAUUCAUACUCUAAUUCUGGAUAAAAACCAAAUAAUUAAACUGGAACACCUGGAGAAAUGCAGGAACUUAAUGCAGCUGUCAGUAGCCAACAAUCGACUUGUAAGGAUGAUGGGUGUGGCAAAACUGACUCAGCUCCGGGUACUAAACUUGCCUCACAACAGUAUUGGUUAUGUGGAGGGGCUGAAGGAUCUGGUGCACUUGGAAUGGCUAAACCUGGCAGGAAAUAACCUUAAGACCAUAGAUCAGAUCAAUAGCUGCUCAUCUCUUCAACAUCUUGAUUUGUCAGACAACAAUAUACCUCAAAUAGGAGAUCUCUCCAAGCUUUUGUCUCUAAAGACUCUGCUGCUGCAUGGAAAUAUUAUAACCUCACUUCGUAUGGCACCUGUUUGCCUACCUCAAAGUCUGACUAUUCUCUCUUUGGCAGAAAAUGAAAUCAGAGACUUAAAUGAGAUUUCUUUCUUGGCUUCCUUUCCUGAGUUGGAGCAGUUGUCAAUCAUGAAUAACCCUUGUGUGAUGGCCACACCUUCUAUUCCUGGAUUUGACUAUCGGCCAUAUAUUGUCAGCUGGUGUCUGAAUCUUAAAGUUCUGGAUGGAUAUGUGAUUUCUCAGAAAGAGAGUUUGAAAGCAGAAUGGCUUUACAGUCAAGGUAAAGGACGAUCAUAUCGACCUGGCCAGCAUGUUCAGUUAGUCCAGUAUCUGGCCACUGUUUGUCCUCUUACCUCUACAUUUGGUCUCCAGACUGAAGAGGAUGCCAAACUGGAAAAAAUACUGAGUAAGCAGAGGCUCCACCAGAAGCAGUUGAUGUACCAAAGCCAAAAUGAAGGGCCGCCUACAUCCUCUACUCCCAACAAAGUGGUGCCUGCUACAUAUGAACACAACAGUCCAACCCAAGGGCCCCAGAUAAUUCUUGAAAGUGAACCUGUUAUCCAAAGGAAUUCUUGGGUUGGGCCAGGCUCCAGUGAUGACCAUUCCUAUGCAGUUAAGAAUGUCUUUCCAGCUUCAGUGCAAGCUGAAAGAAGCUGUCGCAAGGAGCUGUACCUGGAGGACAUACAGACUGACGAGGACAAAUUGAACUGCAGCCUUCUGUCCUCAGAGUCUACUUUUAUGCCAGUUGCUUCAGGACUGUCUCCAGUAUCUCCCACUACAGAAUUAAGGCUACAUGGAAUCAAUUUGAACCUAGAAGAUGAUGAUAAUACGGUGAUUGUAUUUGUGAAAGAGGUCAAUAAAGUUGAGGAUGAUAACAAGCAGGAAAAGACUUCUUGGAUUACAAAAGAGUGUUCCAUCAAAGCAGCAGAAACUGUGGAAACUCAAGAGAAAGAUAAUGAGGAUGGAAUAUUGACUUCCCCUAGUCCAGCAACAGUCACUGCUAACCCAACUGCUAGUAUUAAUGACUGUUUAGCAUCUUCUGUUGACCAAGUUCUGUGCAGCCACCUCAAGCCACCAUUAACGGAUGAUGAACCAUUAAUUAAAAAUCUUUAUAUUGACCAAACUAUAGAGAGAAAUUCUACUGAUGCAUCAGCUGCUGUUGACCAACAUGCUGAACUUCAAAGAAUGAACAAAGCGGCCACCAAGCUUCAGGCCUGCUGGAGGGGAUUCCACACCAGAAACUACCAUUCCAGAGCCAAGGAAGUGCGUUAUGAAAUUCGGCUAAGCAGAAUGCAAGAGCAUAUUGUUUUCUUAACUGAUGAAAUAAGAAAAUUAAAAAAAGAAAGAGAAGAAGAGAGGAUUCAAAAACUUGUACAAGAGGAGGCUGUCAGAUACCUUUGGAACCAGGUUAGAUCCCUUCAGCAGUGGCAACUUUCAGUGAACCAAAACCUUAGUACUUGGCAGCAUGGUGUUUCUGCAUCAAGUACUUUGUGUCCAUCCAAACUAUCUGUCCAGUCAUCCGGGCUCAAUCAAGAAACCUCUCCUGUUGGUAGUUCUACCUGGUUGGUUUCAGCUACUGAAGAUCUUCAUGAGAAAACUUUACCUGAGUUCCCAGACUCUGGCUUUCACUCCUCCAUAACUGACCAAACUCAUGUUAAUGACUCUCAUGGCUCUGAAAAGAGUUCCACAGAAGGAAGUGAGAGCUCUCUGAUUGGGAAUUCUAUAGAAACAGUCAAACAGUGUGGCGAUUCUGUCUCAGAAUGUAUUUCAGAUACAGAGGAUGUCCAGGCAGACCAUGAGGAAUGGAGUAAAGAGAGCUCAAAUAGUGAGCAGGACAGUAGUCUUCUCCAACAAUACUUGAUGUCAGUUCAGCAGCUAGAAGAGGCUGAUGACCGGACAAGUUGCAGUGAUGGGACAGAAAGGAGUAGGCCACAGACAGCUGCAUCAGCAGAAAAACUGUAUUCUUUGUCUGAUGCUGUUUCUAUAAAUGUCUCUCAAGACGUACCUUCACCUGCACAAAAUGAAAUUAAUCAGACACCAGAAAGUUGCAAAUUGAAUUCAGGAGUAGUGGAAGGGAAGCAAACAGAAUGUGAUGCUUCAUUUCAGGUGCUGCCUGUUGGCAUAGCUGUGUAG